Gymnodraco acuticeps is the source of this 10286-nucleotide messenger RNA. RefSeq names its product zinc finger and BTB domain containing 7a (gene zbtb7a). Gene Ontology annotation, molecular function: protein binding; RNA polymerase II cis-regulatory region sequence-specific DNA binding; DNA-binding transcription factor activity, RNA polymerase II-specific. Lineage: Eukaryota; Metazoa; Chordata; Actinopteri; Perciformes; Bathydraconidae. The record is from RefSeq and is a predicted model, not a curated record. Gene Ontology annotation, biological process: regulation of transcription by RNA polymerase II.
UAGUAACUUCCCGAGGUGAACGACUGCUCCGUUUUUAAGUGCUAAAGGUGGUACAACCUGUACUCCAUUAACAUUUAUGGGUUCAAUGAUUCAGUUAUGUUUGCUCGUGCUUGAAGUUUGAUUGCUCAGUAGUUUUGAACUGUGCAUUCUUUUUUAUCAGCCAAUCCCUGUUUGCAUGCCAGAGUUUUUGAAACUGAAAGAUCUGAAUAAAAGGAGAACAUUUGCUUAAACAUAUACUUUGUGCCAAUAUGUUCUCAAAAAUGCAAACAUUAAGUUCAGUACCAAUUGAAAUAAUUGUGUAUUGGUUAGGAGUCUGGUUGUAACUAUGUGUGCUCUUUGCUUUUCAUGAGGUCGAUAAAACCUUUUAAAAGGCCAUCAGGCUUAGGUUUUUACUUUGUUGUUUAUCUUUGAAACAUCUGAGGUUGCACAGGGUUAACAGUUUGUUCCUUUGUAUUCAGGAAUGACUGGUAUGUGUCAGCCAAAGACAGAGAUACUUUGAGAGUAGAGAUUCUGCAAUCCUUAGAGCAUACAUAUUGGACAUGAUUAAAACAAAACACGAGUUUGUCAGGGAAUGACAAGCAAAGUGGGCGUGACUGCCUUGGCAUGGCUAGUAAGAACACACACGGCACAGUCAUUUGAAGCAACAGCUAAAAGGAAACUGCUUUACAGGAGACCGGUGUGGGUAGUGUAAUUUUGAUAUCUGUCCUUGCUUUGUGUAGAUACACGAGAAGGGGUAUAGGGGCGUUACAGAUGACAUGGAGUUGGAGAGGCAGCGAUGGGAUGGGUGGAUCCUCUGUUAAGGCAGUUGUUUGACUUGCAAAGCAGGCCUGGGUGCUCUCUGACUGGGCAUUGAGAGAAGCCCUUUCCCUGGAAGUGGAACACCAGGUACACGGACAGCUGCGGUGCUGCUUUGUGCUGGGUUGCGGGCCUUGUCACCCACAGGCAUGAAUUAAUGAUAAGGAAUGUUUCAAGCCAUGAGGAGGUGUCAGGAUCAGACAGGCAGACGGACAGACGGCAGGACGGAUACACGGGUGGGGGCUGUGCUAGGCGGCUCGGCGGCAGGCUGGUGGAAGAUGUCGUCAGGAGCCGGUGGGAGGGGUGGACGGCGGCUCAGAGGGACAGCAAGCAGCACUGGUGGAGGAGGGAGAGGAGGUGCAGGAGAGGCAGAGGAAGGCCCCGUGGGGAUCCCUUUCCCCGAGCACAGCGCAGACAUCCUGGGCAGCCUGAACAAGCAGCGGCUUAGCGGCCUGCUGUGCGAUGUGCUCCUGGUUUCCCAGGAACUGGAGUUCCCGGCUCACCGCUCCGUCCUGGCGUCCUGCAGCUCCUACUUCCACAAGCUCUUCACUUCAGGAGCCGCCGCUGACCAACAGAACGUCUACAACAUCGACUUUGUGGUGGCGGAGGCUCUGGGGGCGCUGCUGGACUUUGCCUACACAGCGACAUUGACAGUCAGUCACAGCAGUGUUGCUGACAUCCUUGCUGCUGCACGCCUCCUGGAAAUCCCACCGGUCCAGGACGUCUGUACACACCUGCUGGACUCCAAAGUGCUCUCCCCGCCGGCGGGCAGUGAGCGAAGAGAUGAAGAGGAGGAGGGGAAGGACAGAGGAGGCAGGGAGCAGGGGAACCGGGUUCGGGCCCAGGAGUUCCUGGAGUUUUACCUGAGAGGGGCCCACUGGAGCAGCAGCUGCAGCACGCCAGAGCUCAGGGACCUGCCCACACAUCUGCACUUUAACCACGGUAACGGAGGGACCCCCAGCAACGGGGCUCCUGCUGGCCCCGGCAAGUACUACUCCCCCCUGGCCCUCGCCUUGGCCCAGGCCCCCACACAGGAGCAAGACGAAGAAGACGACGAGGAAGAUGAGGAAGAUGAGGACGGGGAGGCGGUGCAGGGGAACGGAGCAGGCCUGGGGUCAACUUACUACCCUCCAUCCCAAAACGGCCACGUUCACCUCCUCCCUGAGUCUAGGCUGGGGCAGGAGCCAGAUGUGGAGGAUGGGAGCAGGGACGCGUUGGCGAGGGACAGGGGGUCUGCAAGUGCCCUACUGCAGCAGAUGAUGGACUCCAUCGAGAGGCAGAAGGAUCGCGCAACUACGGGGGAGGAACAGGGAGAUGGGGACGACCCAGACAUGGAAUUUUACUUGAAUUAUUUUAACAGCACGCAGCACGAGGAUCCGGUUUCUGCUGCUGUAUCACAGGGAGUGCCGCCGCUCUGGUUAUCACGGGGCAGAACAGGCCAAGACAGAGCAGGAGGAGGAGAGAGGGGGGUGGGAGAGAGAGACAGCGGGGGCGCAGGAGGAGGAGGAGGAGCCGAGAGGAAGAUGCGCUCUAAGGCCUUCCAGAAAUGUCCCAUAUGCUCCAAGGUCAUUCAAGGAGCAGGCAAGCUACCCCGCCACAUCCGAACACACACGGGAGAGAAACCUUAUGAAUGCGCCAUCUGCAAAGUGCGCUUUACCAGGCAGGACAAGCUCAAGGUUCAUAUGAGGAAGCACACAGGAGAGAAGCCUUACCUGUGUACGCAAUGUGGAGCCGCCUUUGCUCACAACUACGACCUGAAGAACCACAUGCGCGUGCACACCGGCCUGCGCCCCUAUCAGUGCUCCAGCUGCUUUAAGACUUUCGUCCGCUCGGAUCACCUGCACCGCCACCUCAAGAAGGACGGCUGCAACGGCAUCCCUUCUCGUCGAGGUCGGAAGCCUCGGGUGAGAGACCCCGGGCUCCUCGACGCCCCUCUGAGCCUGCCCAGCCCCGGGUCCGACACGAGCCCCGGGCCGUGCACCAUCAGGGGACGGCGGAGCUCGGAGGCAUCGUCAGCGGCAGAGAUGGAGGGGGCUGCCGAAGCCCACGCACACAGUCCUCAACUUCAGGAGGAGGCCGGGCCCUGAGACUGCAGGGGCCACAAGGACACUGCUGGACACCGUCACUCUGCACUGCCUGGGAGACAGGCCAGUGAACAGAGAGGAGUAAAAAAACAUGCUAAGACAAACUUUUAAAAAAAACAACAACUAACUAUUCCUCUAUAAACCAAAUCAGGGUGUCACAAAAAUUCUAAUCUUAUAUUUCUUUCUCCUUUCACUUUAGGAAAUGGAAUAGACUUGCAAGCACUUGAGUCGGUUUAUCUGUUAAAGAGCAAAGAACGCUUCAAUUCAUGCACCCAUCACGUCCACUUUCUGGGCCAUUUCAUUCUUUCUAAUAUUAAGGUUUUUGUACAUUGGCAUAUGUGCUUAGGCAAACGUAUGAUAGCUCAAAAGAAACUCUGAGCAACUAUGCAGUUGAUUUCAAUUUGUAUUGGUUUUGGUCCUCACAAGCCUUCAAGCUCUAAGCAAGGUGUCUAUCAAGCUCCUUCUGGCUGCUGUACGGGUGAAGCGAGGACAAAUCCUCCCAGUGAAAACAACUCUUUUUCUAUUCUUUUGCAGGUGUGAAAUGUACAGUUACCAUAGAAACAACAUUGCCACAAAAUGGCAUAUGCAAGGAAAGCUCACCACAAUUUUGAUGCAACAGUUUUCUCUCUUUAAAUGUUCCAGAAAGAAUCAGACAAGGGGUUUGAUUGAAGUGUUACUUACUCUAUAAAAUGCGUUUUUAAGAAUCUAUGUUUUGUUAUUUUGAAAAACAAAUCCAUAUUGAGUCAAAUCCACUUUAACGGGGGCUCUUCAAUUGCAGGACUAGGGAAAAUGAGGGGUGGAGGGUUUGUGUUUUUAAAGCACUACCAUGGUCGAUGUAUCUGUCGGAUUGACUACGUUGCCUCUUAUCCCUCACAAACCUGCAAUUUCAGCAUUUCUGUUUUCCCUUUUGAUUUUGUCUUAAUUUAGUUUGGGUCGUUGUUCCUUUCUGUUGACUGCUUUGGGUACUUGACACUUAUAUUGUAAUGCAUGUAUAUACAGCAGGUGGUGAUAUGACAUUAGUCCCCUCUUAAUGCUGAGGUGUACUUAACAAUCGGGUUUUUCCUCUUAGGCUUGAUGUCAUAUUUCUCACGGAGUGAAGCUUGUGGGCGAACGAAAAAAACCAACCUGUAUGAAUGUCUGAUGAGAAAAACCAUUGAAUCACCCAUUUUGUCCUAAACUUAAAAACACUUGUAUAGUUCCUGCCCAAAGGACGAGGAGGUCGGAUGGAUGAAUGUGCAGUUCUUUCGGAUUGUGUCCUUGUGUGACAAGGCGCGGGUAGCAUUUAACCAAGCGCAGGUUAAAGGAAUGGCAGGGGAGCCCGAGCGAGAGAAUGACAAAGAGUACGAAGAAGAGAUAGAUGAGCACCUUUUUUCUAUGUUUGCACAGCUUUACUAAAGAUAUCCAACAGAGCGAGAGAGAGGUAUAUUUAAAGGAAGAGGGCUGGUGUGAGAGGAGGUAUAUGUAUCAUGCUUAUUCCAAUCCUAUGUGCCCUAGGGACCACACAACCGUGAGGCAACCUGUAUGAUGAAGAGAGCAAUAAAUACCUGUCCAAGUUGGGAGGCCAAAUAGGAGCGCAGCUGCAGCUGGAUGAUGGGGGAGGGGAGCAAGGGAAGGGGAGGGGGAUCUCACAAUGUCUGUUGCAUUCCAAAAAAAUAAUCUCCCCCAGCUCAGCCACGUUUCCAGGCGGGAGGGGAUCAAAUCAAGCCUUUUCUCUCCCUCUGUAGUCCUCUAAUGCCCCCGAACUAGCCUGGAGGGGAUAUUAUUAUAUUAGAGCCUGGUGUUACUGUGGGGAGGACGCCUGGUGCUGGCAGUUUAGUGUGGGUGUUUGUAUGUCUGUGUGUUUGUGUACAUGUGUGUGCGUGGCAGCCGGGGUCGCUGUGGCCACAUCAUCACUGUGAGUCAGCCACGGCCUGUUCAAACAUGCACCCUGAACUGCCAGCCCCAAUGCACUUUCGCUGUCUCACACACAUGUCCACACACACACACACACACUCAGAUACUCAGCUCACUUGGUCCAGGUAUCCCGUGGAGAAGGGGAAUAUCUGUUUGAAUAUUGUAAGUGACUCCAUACAUCUGGAUUUGUUAGUCUUAAAAUAUCUAAAGUUGUGUUUUUGUAUUCGGAAUCCAAUGUUAUUUUUGUCCUAACCCCCCCUCCUAAUCACCGCCCUGUCAUUUCUGCAGUAGAAAUCGGUCCCUUGCACCUUAAUUGGAAAGACGGUUAUGAAUGCACUUUGUUACUGAGGGGGGCACUAUUUCAACAAACGGGUACUUUGAAACAAAGCAGUUGCAAAUGAGAUAAGUCCUUUCUUCUGUCUGUCGUGGUGAAGUUGAGCUCCUUCACUGGUUUUGAUCAGGUUUUGACGACAAGCUGCCAAAUUAAAUUGAAAACAGAGAUCAGAGCUCUCAAAGAGUUGUUCUGAUUCACUACACUUGGGUUUUGUGACCUGAGAAAAGACUACCAUCCACGUAAGUGAUAGCACUAGAAAUCUAGUAAGUUGUCUUUCUGUCUUAGGAAAGGGAAGGGGCUAGAAGGAGAAGAAGAAAGAGCACUGUGUGUGUGUGUUUGGCAUGCAGUUCCAGUUGUGUGCAUGUGCGCUGGCUGGCAGGCAGGAGGGUCUCGGGACAAGCUUGGAUAAACAAACGUUGCGUCUGCCCCAUCUGUUCAACAGCUCCUCUCAUAACUACACGUGUUCUCAGAGGAACCGCAGUGAUAAUAGGUGCACGGUUCCACAGAAGCAAAACGACCAUACUGUAAAAGCAACUCAAUGGACAAUUGCUUGUUUACAUCACGGCUCUCUUGGUGCAGAUUUGCAAAACUCUUUGUUUACCCUUGUUGGUCAUCGUCAGUGGUUGGCCAGGCCUUGAGAGUCUUAGUUUCUAUUUUUGGUUCUCCGUUAUGAUUAAGGAGGGGUUCAUUAGCGCACAGUUUGACUCCUAUAGGCAGACAAUGCAAGCUAUAUGUGAUAUGUAUGUAAUACUUGGUAUGGACCGCUUAAACCAACUUUGUCUCGAUGUGGCAGAAAGUGAAACCUGUUAGCAAUCUUAAACAUUGGUUUCUUUGUACUUAAAAAGUCUUAUGUGUUUUGUUAAUUAACCAAAGCCCUCAAUCUUAGUCCACUGUAGAUAAGUCUAAUGUAUCCAGCCUCCCUGACUAAGUCACACACAGAAGCCCUCCUCUUGAAUUCAUAUGCAGAAGUGUGUGUGAAAUCAUACAGAUAUUGACUUGAGUUAGCUUUCUCUCGCUCUUUGUCUCCUUGUGGACAGUAGAAUCAGAGGUUUAAAGAUGUAUAGUUUAUUUCUGUUCAUCUACACUUAAAAUAACGUGUUGUGCUACUUUUUUUUUCUAACAAUUGUACAUGGCUGCGUGUGUGUGUGUGUAUGCGUGUGUGUGUGUUGGGGUCAUGGUUGUGGGUUGCUGUGCCAGGAGGGUUGGGGAAAUGGGUGCUUGGGUGGGGUUAUGGAUAUAAAGCCUGAUAGCACUGGAAAUGGUGCUUUAGCUGAGAGAGCAAACGUUUGCACUAAUGUUUAAUGUCCUUAUCCUGCGUAUGGGAGAAGGGCAGGAGACCUCAGAAAGCCUGCGAGUUUCCAUGAGCACAGAGCAGUGUGGUUAAUACUCAAUGGGCUCAUGGAGUCCAUGCAACCCCUCUAUAGAAAUAAUCAUGUACAGUAUAUUAAGAGAUAUACAGACGUCCAACAAAUACCAAAGGAGAAGAAAUGGCUUGCGUUGAAGUCAUUGGACAUUUUAAGCUACUAUCUAAUGUUGGAUUUAUAGAGUUUUAUUGUUAGAUCUGAAGGCUCUUGAAAAGAGAACUUCUGAUGGACACUAUGGUGUGAUAACAGCAACAAAUGUUUGCUGUUCAUCGUUAAGAAAUAUUCCAAAUAUACAACAUUUAGGCACUUAGAAAGUAGCGAAGCCUCUCCGAAAUCCAUUUAAAUAUUUAAUUGUGUCCUGGUCUGAAGGCUGAGACGUACUGUUUGCAGGUUCCACAGAUAUGGAAUCAAGUUCAUUUAAGAGAUGGGAUUUUAUCAAGUUCAUGUUCAGGUCAAAUGAUGAGAAAUGAUAUGAAAUGAUAAUGAAAUAUAUUGUUAUUGUUAACACUGUUAUUUUGAUCCUUGCUGAAAUGUUCAGUUUACUUCUGGUAAAAGAUUGAAAUGAAUUCAAAUGUUCUAACGUUGAAGCAGACUGGGACUCCGUGGCCUUGUCUGAGCAGCACUAAGCUUUUUUUAUUAUUUCAUUUCAUGUUUCCAGACAGUUGUAUUGUGCAGUUUGGGGCUGAGGCUAACUCCCACCAGGUGGACGCUGCAAACGUCAAGGGCCACAGUGGUGCCUUACGUGGGCUGGAACCGACAAAACUCACAACUUAAUUUCAUUUCUUUUCUUUCCAUAAACAAAAACUUUUCUUCCGACAUAUUAAAACCAAAAAUGCUGAUUGGCUUGGAACUCAAAUUGAUCAUGUAUCUGUUUAAGCUUUACUUGAAUAAAAAGAAUAUGAACAUACCGCCUCUUCAGAGCUCAGUCUCUGUCAGCCUCUAUGGAUCCUCCUGGUGGGCCCCAGCCUCGGCCCCUCACUAAGGUUACUCUGACCCAGGCUCCACUGACACACUCUCUGAACGUUUAAUGCAAGUGUUUUUCCAAAUUGACCUUGUUAUGUUUGUCCUAUGCUGUUAAAUCAAAGAGUUUGGGGGAAUCUUCCUGAGAAGGCCAUAAAACAAAGACGACCAACAACUAUGAUAACUGUAAAUAAUCAAGCGAAGGCAGGGCGGGGUGACUGUUAACAUUCAGAUUCGUGGCGGCAGACGGGGGACUAUUUGCUUUGCUUCGUCAUUUUCCUGUUUUCCUGCACACCUGAUUUCUCUGUGUGUUUUCCAUCAGGCUCUUGAUGCACAGCGAGCUGAGCGCAGCAUAUGCAGUGGCGGCACUAUGCGCAGGCGAGGCUCUGGCACUUACACAGACAGCCCUGGGUCCUUCAGAGAGGCAGGCUGCUGUCUGUUGGCUGCUCUCGGCCGGGUGGGGGGGACAGUUGCACUUGGAGUCUCUCUCGGUCUCUGGGGGAUACAAAGGUUGGCAUAACAGGGAGGAGGAUUAAAUACGGGUGGUAGGGGAAAGCUGGAUGUUGUUUUCAGGGAUGAGGUUAGAAAGCCCAGGUGACGGACUAUUUGCUGAGCAAUCGUCCUCUUAGCUGGUAGGAAUGCCUGGCCACAAUAUGAUAAGAAUUGUAACCCAAAGGAGGUCACCACAGAUUCACAGAAUGCUGCUGAUCUCUUUGUCUCUAUGUAAGUACUACUCAGGUGGAAAAUACACUGCUAUGCAUUGGGUUUCAAUGUUUGCUAAGUUCAUGGUAUGUCUAAUCAACCCUCCAAGUUACUUCUCUGUUUGCCUUUCAUGUUCACCAAUAUUUACCAUAAUAGUUCCCAGAAGAUGAGAGCAGGAACAGCUCCCCCAUUGUAAAGUGGCUGUGACCAGCCUAUUUCUCCAUCUAAUAUUGAUCCAGUGGAUUGUUUUGUUGGAGGGAAGGAAGGCACUGGAGAUUCGCUCUUAUAAGUCAGUAAACAUUUCUGAAAAGAGAUGGGGUUGGGAAGCCACGGGGGAGAGUAUGUUCUGCUUCUCUCUUCUCCCCUCGCUCCCCCUCUCUCCGGACUCAGAGUCUACAUCUUUGCUGCCGGACCGUCCUUGAUCAGAGAUCACACGUCCUCAGCAGGGGAGGCUACGGGAGAGAAAGGAGGGAGAGGGUGAGCUAUAGUUUCAGUUUUCAGUCACCUAAACUCAUUUAGGAUACAUUCCAUAGCUUCAUAACUCGUGAUUCCAGCUUUUGGCGUUUUGGCAGGGUGUGAAGGAUGUGUGUUUGCAGACGGCAAGAAAACACACGGUCAACAUUUUAAGUUGGGCUGUUUCAGUCUGCCUGUUCGAGCCUCACUCUCCCUCCGACAUGUAGACAGACAGUCAAGAGGCCCCCCAGUGUACCGCUAUCCAACUGCCUUUUUAAGCUUCUGCGAUUGUAACAAAAAGCACUUUUUGCGAAAGGCCAUCUUGAAAUGUGUGUGCUUUUAUUUGAUCGUUAUCACUAUUGUUAUUUUGUUGUACCUGUUGAUGUCUUUUUUUUUGUUUUCUCUGUGGCAAUGAUUAUUUAAAUGCGAAAAAGAAAAACAAUUUGAUGAAAAUGCGAGAAAAAAAAGUAGAACAUUUGGUAUUGGAGGUGGUUUUCAAGCUGCCACCUCAUCUGGACAUAAACAACACUUCUCUGUUAAAGUACCAACACACCUGUUAUAUGCAGCUUAUUGCAUAUAUAUAUAGUCAACACCAAGGUUGGGGGGUGGGGGGGUAUUGGACAGACCUCCCCUCACCUGCUCUCUGCCUUACCGUCUCAGAUCUUGUUGGGAGAAUGGUCAUUUGAUCUCCUUUUCUUGAAAAGAAACCUGUAUAACAGUUGCAAAGCUUUCUGAGAAGGCUAGCUGUGCUGAAUGUUAAACAUGCAGUGUGUAUCCACUGCAGAACCUUUUUGUCUGCAAUAAUGCCCUGUCUGUAGUUAGAGGCUGGAUCUGGUAUCCAUAAAGCGCUUAAAUGAUUAUGAAAGACGGAUAAAAUGCACUUUUGCAAAUCAGUACGAAAAAAUGUUUGGCCUUUGUCAAAUCAAGAUGAUCUCAGUAAGAUGAAUAUUAUUGAUCAUGAUAAACAUUUAAUAAAUCCAUUCGGUAAAUUGUAUGACUUGGGAGAGAUACUAUUUAUAAUAGAUGAUUGUUGUAACUGUGAUUAUCAUGAUAAUCCUUUACAGAGGGAUAUUCUUUCUGAUGUACAUUUGAAAAUGGCAGAAUGUGUCCCAUCCUCUAAAAGCAGGACAUGAAUCACAAACGCACACAAUCACACCCGGAAGGAAGCGGCCGCUCCACUUCUCUCUGUGUGCUUAAACUUUAUAUUGCACAUGUGACCACACUUGUUGUGAUACACAGAGCGGGGGCUCUGUGUAUCACAACAAGUGCGUCCCAGGGGCAGAGCACCUGCUGUGGCAUCACUAAUCGAAUGGAGCGCGGCCAGAGAGUGCAGAGGCCGCUUUCUUCCCCAUGUGAUUCAGUGGUGUUUACUUUUUAAAAUAACCCCCCUUUCUCUUCACAAAGGUCUUUUUUUUUCUUCUUAGCGUAGCAGUCUGUCAGUCCAUAUCUGUUGGAAGCUGCAGGGGGGGGGGGGGGAUAUUGGUGAUUUCUUUUUGGGAGAAUUUGCACUUUUGGCAAUGAAAAUAUAUUGUAUAUGAGACCACUAAAUCCACACAGUCUAAACCAUAUAAUUCCAUUUUGUGUCAUUUUUUUGUUUUGUUCUGUUCUUCUUUUUUUUAAUAUAUCCAAAAAUGUCUGGCAUCUGGUUGUCUGGUUUAAAGAAUAUACAUCUUUCUAUUAAAAACAAUGGUUGCAAACAUU